GAAAUGGAAGAUGACGUCGAUGUCCUCGUUUUGGACAACGGCUCCGGCGUGUUCAAGGCCGGUUUUGCCCGAGAUGACGCCCCCCGCGCCGUCUUCCCGUCCAUUGUCGGACGCCCCAAACACCAGGCUGUGAUGGUGGGAAUGGGACAGAAGGACAGCUACGUGGGAGACGAAGCCCAGAGCAAGAGAAGCAUCCUGAAGCUGAAGUAUCCCAUCGAGCACGGCAUCGUCACCAACUGGGACGACAUGGAGAAGAUUUGGCAUCACACCUUCUACAACGAGCUCCGUGUUGCUCCUGAGGAGCAUCCAGUCCUGCUGACCGAGGCUCCACUCAACCCCAAGGCCAACAGGGAGAAGAUGAUACAGAUCAUGUUUGAGACCUUCAACAGUCCUGCCAUGUAUGUGGCCAUCCAGGCCGUCCUGUCUCUGUACGCCUCCGGUCGUACCACAGGUAUUGUGAUGGACUCCGGUGACGGUGUCAGCCACGCUGUGCCCAUCUACGAGGGUAACGCUCUGCCUCACGCCAUCCUCCGUCUGGACCUGGCUGGAAGAGAUCUGACUGACUAUCUGAUGAAGAUCCUCACUGAGAGAGGCUACAGCUUCACCUCUGGUGCUGAGCGUGAGAUCGUGCUUGACAUUAAGGAGAAGCUCUGCUACGUGGCUCUGGACUUCGAGCAGGAGAUGCAGACGGCAGCUUCCUCUUCCACCCUGGAGAAGAGCUACGAGCUUCCUGACGGACAGGUCAUCACCAUCGGCAACGAGAGGUUCCGCUGCCCCGAGACGCUCUUCCAGCCUUCAUUCAUCAGAAUGGAGGCAGCUGGCAUCCACGAGAUGACCUACAACAGCAUCAUGAAGUGCGACGUGGACAUCCGUAAGGACCUGUACGCCAACACUGUGCUGUCCGGCGGCACCACCAUGUACCCCGGCAUCGCUGACCGCAUGCAGAAGGAGAUCACCGCUCUGGCCCCACCCACCAUGAAAAUAAAGAUCAUCGCUCCCCCAGAGAGACCGUACUCUGUCUGGAUCGGUGGCUCCAUCCUGGGCUCCCUCUCCACUUUCCAGCAGAGGUGGAUCAGCAAGCAGGAGUACGAUGAGUCCGGCCCCUACAUUGUCCAUCGAAAGUGCUUCUAG
Micropterus salmoides (largemouth bass) is the source of this 1131-nucleotide messenger RNA. RefSeq names its product actin, cytoplasmic-like. Lineage: Eukaryota; Metazoa; Chordata; Actinopteri; Centrarchiformes; Centrarchidae. The record is from RefSeq and is a predicted model, not a curated record. The transcript has 8 exons. Bases 4 to 1131 code for a protein of 375 amino acids.